Miscanthus lutarioriparius is the source of this 1323-nucleotide messenger RNA. The record is from the annotation of a GenBank genome assembly. NCBI's taxonomy places the organism in Eukaryota, Viridiplantae, Streptophyta, Magnoliopsida, Poales, Poaceae.
AUGGACAGCGGCAGGCGAGCGGACACCGCUACGGCGCGGGCACAGGCCGCGCAGCCUAGCGGCCCGCAACAACGUUAUGUGAAUUGGAAGAACACUAAGGAUACUUUUCAUAAGCACGGUGUUUGCAAGACUCGUGCAGAGGCUAGACUGAAGUGUGACGACUUUAUGAACCAAAGGACAAGUGUUAGUCGAAAAUUAGUUGAGGUAAGCAUAGAGGAAGAAAAACGAUAUGAGAUUCGUUUGACAUCUUCUUUAGAUGUUGCAAGAUUUCUCAUAUCGCAAGGGGAACCUUUUCAUGGAGAUGAUGAGAGUUCUACUUCUCUCAAUAAGGGUACAUUUAGAGAGAUGAUUGACUGGUAUAAAGAUAAGGUAGAUAUAGUGAAGGACGCAUAUGACAAAGGUUCUAAAAAUUGCCAGAUGGUAUCUCUUGAUAUACAAAAGGAUCUUGCAAAAGCUUGUGCAGAGGAAGUCACAACUGUCAUUAUGGAUGAGAUUCGAGGUAGAAAAUUCUCGGUGCUUAUUGAUGAGUCUAGAGAUGUAUCAAUAAAAGAGCAAAUAACAGUAAUUCUAAGGUUUGUGAAUGAUAAAGGGCAAGUGGUGGAGAGAUUUCUUGGACUUCAGCAUGUUCAGAGUUGUACAACUAUUGUAUUGAAAGAAGCUUUGGUUAGUAUGCUUUCAAGUCACAAUUUGUCAAUCUCUAUACUUCGUGGGCAAGGGUACGAUGGAGUUUCUAAUAUGAGAGGUGAAUUUAAUGGGGUGCAGAAAUUAAUUCGUGAUGAAAAUCCUUAUGCUUUCUAUGUGCAUUGUUUUGCCCAUCAAUUACAACUAGUGAUUGUUACUGUUUUGACUUCUAGUGUAGACAUUGCAGAUUUCUUUAACUAUGUUCCUUUAAUAGUCAGUAAUGUGGGUGCAUCUUGUAUGAGAAAAGAUGCCUUGCUUGCAAAGCAUCACGAUGUAUUGCUAGAAAAGAUUGAGAAGGGUGAGAUUAUGACUAGAAGAGGUUUAAAUCAAGAAAGUAGCCUAGUUAGGCCAGGAGAUACUAGAUGGGGUUCACAUCUUAAAACUUUGCUUCGCAUUUUGGUGAUGUGGGAGGCUAUCAUAGAUGUGCUUGAGAUAAUGAAGAAAGACUCCAUUAAACCAAUAAAUAAUGGUGGAGCUUUAGGUUUAAUUGGGAAAAUGGAGAACUUUGAUUUUGUGUUCAUCCUACAUUUGAUGAUAGAAUUGUUGAGCAUGAUAGAUAUUUUAUCACGUGCUUUGCAAAGGAAGGAUCAAGACAUAGUUGAAGCAAUGCAUUUGAUCACGGAUGUGAAAGAUAGCUUAUAG